AUGAAGUUGUUUGAGAAUAAAUACGACUUCGAUUAUCCUUGGGAACAAGUAACUGCUGCAAACUGGCAAAAGUACCCAAACGAAGUGGCAACUCAUGUCGUCGGUGUGGAUGUUUUGAGAAGAGAGCUUAAGGAUAAUGGGAAUGUGUUAGUCUCUGAAAGAUUAUUAACUGUGCAGCAGAAAGUGCCACGUUGGAUUAUGAUGGUUCUAGGUGGUUCUAAUAUCAGUUAUGUUCGUGAAGUGUCUACUGUGAAUCUAAAAGAAAAAUCUUUGAAGUUACGUAGUUGCAAUUUGAAUUAUGUGAACUUGUUACGAGUAUAUGAAAUGGUGGAUUAUAUACCACAUCCAGAGGAUCCAUAUAACAAGACUUUGUUUUCACAACAGGCUCAGAUUACAGCAGGUGGUAAAUUUGGUAAAUUAGUGAAUACUUUGGAAGAUUGGAGUAUUCAACGAUUUUGUGACAAUGCAGCAAAGGGUAAAGCUGGGUUUGAUUCAGUAUUGAGAUCUCUAUGGGAAGAACAUUGGGAUAACAACUCUUUAGUGAUCAAAGUCAAUGAAACCGUUGAUGAUCUUGGUCUACAGAUGUCCAAACGUGUCACAGAGAUGAACGCUGCAGCUGAGGCGGUCAUCAAAGAGAGUCUUAGGAAAUUCACAAUAUUAACAGAUUAUCAAGAUUUGUUUACUGAAGCCUUCGAUGACGCUAAGAACCCACAUUAA
This is a messenger RNA of Maudiozyma barnettii, 717 nucleotides long. RefSeq names its product Ups2p (gene UPS2). Gene Ontology annotation, molecular function: phosphatidic acid transfer activity. Gene Ontology annotation, cellular component: mitochondrial intermembrane space. The transcript has a single exon. Lineage: Eukaryota; Fungi; Ascomycota; Saccharomycetes; Saccharomycetales; Saccharomycetaceae. Gene Ontology annotation, biological process: phospholipid transport. The coding region runs from base 1 to 717 and encodes 238 amino acids. The record is from RefSeq and is a predicted model, not a curated record.